Linderina pennispora is the source of this 812-nucleotide messenger RNA. RefSeq lists its product as uncharacterized. The transcript has a single exon. Bases 57 to 743 code for a protein of 228 amino acids. NCBI's taxonomy places the organism in Eukaryota, Fungi, Kickxellomycota, Kickxellomycetes, Kickxellales, Kickxellaceae. The record is from RefSeq and is a predicted model, not a curated record.
AUUUCCUUCUUCACCCCUUACUCCUUAAUCCAAACUAUCCUCUCUAGACUUUUGAUAUGACCAGAAAUAUAGAUGCCUCAUCAAUCCGUGAGCGGCUUCUAAACAGCAGCUCCGCGACACUCCGCCCCUCGUCCGGUAGCGAGGUGUUUGCCGGCUACAUGCACAAGAAGAGCCGGCGCGGGCAGUGGCAGAAACGACUCGUGGUGCUCGACCACGACGCGCUCGCCCUCUACACAGACAAACCCAUGUUCCUCUCCAACUGCUCAUUCGAAUCGACCCCCAAGACAGCCCAGGUUUCGUCCCUCCACAGCCGCUAUGUAGCAUCACCCAAAUGGUACAUUCCGGUCAUAGACAUAUGCGAUGUCAGCGUGCAUGGCUCCAAGGGUGUGCUCGUGCAGACAUCAAACAGAGUGAUUCCGCUGCUGGCCAAGAACAAAAGCGCCAGGGAUAUGUGGGUGGAGGCAAUCGAGUUCCAGCGCAGGUUUGUCAGGGCGCAGAGGUGGAGCGACAGGAGCGGGCGGGGAACACAGCAGAGCGUUGCAGUGGACUUGGAUAUGUUUGACGAGACCGACAAGACAAUAAUGUCGGCAGUGUCGUCGUAUCUCCUCAAAAACGGACGCCAGUCGUAUGAUGGGAUGCGGGCUCCGAGGCCGAGCAACGACUACAAGGGAAUUCCUGCAGAGCUACUUGCAUCUCGACACUUCAUGCAUCAGUCAGCUUUCCGCAACAGCACCUACAUUUGAUAAUUUCUCGUAUCUUUACCUACAGAUAUGAUUUCAUAGUCCAAGAAGUAUCCGACCAUCUGCUAGAAC